AUGGGCAAUUCCUUAAGAGUGUUAUCUUAUUUAGAUGAAUCGCAAAUAGCAUUCAGGGGGAAAUGCCAUAAGUCAUUUAAAGAACUCAGAUGCCUCCAAAUUCCGCAUGAUGUUUCUGAGUUGCCACUGGAGUUUAAGAAACUUGAGCAUCUUGUUUACUAUAGGGGCCCUUUCACUGAAGCCAUGAGUUUAUAUGAGCUUCCUUCAAGCCUGCGUAGUAUGAGAAUUACAGUUUCUGCCGAGAACGGAGUUAAAGAUUCUAAGGUCACUUCAGCUUCUUCUCUUGUAGAAUUAGACUGCUAUUUGAAUAAUAUAGUGCAAAGCUUACCAGAUGGAAUGGAAAAGCUAACAAAGUUAGAGAGAUUAACUGUAUGGGGAUGCCAUCAGUUGAGGGAACUUCCUUCCAAAUUUGGGGAACUCAGAAACCUAAGACAGUUGACGCUAUUCAAUUGCAAUGAAUUGAAAGAGUUGCCUUCAGACUUUGGAAGACUCAGCAAUUUAGAAUGGUUAUUUCUAGAAGAAUGCCAUAAACUGAAACAGUUGUCUUCAGACUUUGGACAACCUAGCAAUUUGAAAUAUAUAUUUUUCAACCGCUGCUCUACGUUAAGUGAAUCGCCUUACAGCUUUGGGCAACUUAAUAAUUUGAAAUAUUUGAGUUUACACGGUUGCUCUGCAUUAAGUGUAUUGCCUUCAGAAUUUGGGCUACUUAAAAAUCUAGAAUACUUAUAUUUGAGCGACUGUUCUGGGUUGAAAGAAUUGCCUUGUGACUUUGGGCAACUUCAAAAUCUGAAAGAAUUAUAUUUGAGAGGCUGUUCUGGGUUGGAAGAGUUGCCUUCUGAUUUUGGGCAACUCAAAAAUCUGAAAUUUUUAGGCUUGCGGCAAUGUUCUGGGCUGAAAAAAUUGCCACUAAGCCUGGAAGAUCUUGUUAGAGGAGAUUGUGAACUUGAUUUUGAUUUAUUUUAA
This is a messenger RNA of Cryptomeria japonica (Japanese cedar), 963 nucleotides long. Its product is annotated as disease resistance protein TAO1-like. The record is from RefSeq and is a predicted model, not a curated record. Gene Ontology annotation, molecular function: protein binding. Bases 1 to 963 code for a protein of 320 amino acids. The transcript has 2 exons. Lineage: Eukaryota; Viridiplantae; Streptophyta; Pinopsida; Cupressales; Cupressaceae.